CAGCGCGGGGGGCGAUCCAGGCGAUCAUUCAGGUUAUUCAGUGCCCGCAUGUGUCCAUCCAACCCGCCCCUCGACUUUCGUGGACACCUCUUGAUCUCUCCAUCUCCAUCCUCAUCAUCUCUCUCCUCCUCUUCGCUACCAUUGCACUGGUACUCGCAUCCUCCGCUCCAAGCACAGAGGUCUCCCGCACCUCUCCCUCACGAUCCCCACACUCCUUCACAGAGCCACCAUGAUUUCGAAACUCGCCCUUGCCACCCUUCUCCCCGCUCUCGCGGCCGCCCUUCCCUGUGUCCAGUUCGAUGCCAGCCGCAACCUUUACGCUUUCGGCGGAGAGCAAGACGUCUCACUGGGUGCUAGCUCUGCUUGGUCUUCUCCCAGCCCAAAGCCCCUUUCAUCUGAAGGUCGCCCGCCAUGGAACGGCAACUACUCGCAGUGCCUCCUCUCCCAGAACUCGAACGCGAUGUAUGUGCUGGGCGCCGACAGCAGCGAUGCAUCAUGGAGCAAGCAGGUAACCACUGGCGCACCUGACGUCCUGCAGAACUCGCGCUCGGCGUCCAUUCUUGACCACAACACCAACGUUAUCUACACCGUCGGCCCCGCCAACAUGGUCUCGCUCGACUUCGGAGCUGUGACGAACACCGCUGCGGGUGCUUUGGCAUGGCAGGUUGUUGGGACGCCCCAGAUUGCCUCACAGAAUUACCGCGUGACCGCCGCUGCCGCCUCUAAUCACAUCAACUACUACGGCGUCCCGGGCACCCCUGCUGGUUCAACGAACAUGUUUGUCGUUCACUACAGCUACUGGCAGCCGCAACCUGCGGCAUACACCGCCGUCGGCGGGAGGAACUUUCCGGCUCAGUCUGGUCAGGCCGUAAGCCUCCUCACUCCCAACUCGACUCUGCCGCCGUACCAGAACCUGUUUGUGCCUGACGACUUCUCCGGCGCAUACAUUGUGACGCACUACACGGCCGAUUGGUCAUGGAACGACACUCGGUCCGCGCCCAUGGCCGUCAACCUCAUCAACUCGACCCAGGCGCUUCCAGCCCCGACCGCACAGGACAAGGAGGCGUCGUACGCCUGCUCCGACACCGACUGCGUCCAGAUUGACACCCAGGGCAACAUCUACUACAUCAAUGCCGUUGGCAAGGACUACACCAUCGCCCCGGGCGCCACAUGGCAGAAGUUGGACUACACUCUCAAGCCCUAUGUUGCGCCUACCACCUCCAGCGGGCCCAACGCCUUGAGCGCUCCCACCGGUACUGGCAAUGCUGCAGCCUCGAGCGGCGCCUCCCAGGCGAGUGCGACUCCAGCUGGCAACUCGGGAGCUCAGUCGACGCACCGCGGCGGCGUUCUUGGCGCUAUGCUCGCCGUCGCCGCUCUUGCGAUCGCCUCCAUUGCUUAGGCCUGUGGCGAUUAUCGAGGACAUCUCCUCGGACCAUAGAUAGCCGUAUUAUUAGUAACUUGUCCGCCAAUCCACUGGCCAUCUAUCCGUGAUAGCAUGCAUUUGUCUGUAAUUG
This is a messenger RNA of Cutaneotrichosporon oleaginosum, 1514 nucleotides long. RefSeq lists its product as uncharacterized. Lineage: Eukaryota; Fungi; Basidiomycota; Tremellomycetes; Trichosporonales; Trichosporonaceae. The record is from RefSeq and is a predicted model, not a curated record.